Molecule: messenger RNA, 5901 nt
Organism: Lasiodiplodia theobromae
Lineage: Eukaryota; Fungi; Ascomycota; Dothideomycetes; Botryosphaeriales; Botryosphaeriaceae
Product: Conserved leucine-rich repeat protein
Exons: 2
Coding region: 1-5901 (1966 amino acids)
Molecular function (GO): protein binding
Source: RefSeq, a predicted model, not a curated record
AUGUCGUCGCAGCCAUGGCUGGACGAUCUCUCCGAGGAUUGGGACGACCGCCCGCCUUUUUCAUCGCCGCCGCCCAUCCUCGAAACCCCGAACAAGAUUCCCGCUAGUGGUCGCAUUCCGCGCCUACCAAGCUCGCCUGCUCUGGCAACUGUACUGAACAGCGACCUCCCAGCCCCAACCAGCUCUCCGAGCCCCAGCAAACCUCUCCCCGGCAAGCGCAAAGUAGCCCUCGCCGAGCGCACAAACAGCGACAACAACAUCCUCAACAACGCCCCCGAUGAUUCUCACUCCCGCUCCGUGUCCGCAUCAUCAACAGGCUCCGUAGUCCAGCACGGCACCGUAGAGAUAAAACCUUCGCCCUCGUCACCCACGCGCGGAAAGAAGCUUCAGGAUACGCCGGAGUGGAAGAGAAGGCUGUUGCAUGGCAAAAUGGGCUACGGCGACCAGAAGGAUUUAUUCAGCCCCAUGGGUCUGGAGAACAUGUUCCAACCGCCAACACUAGCUCGCUCAUCGCCCGUGUCCAAGAGGAGAACUGGUAUAUCGGCCAUCAAAGACAGCUUCGCCAUGCCUUCCAGCCCGCCGCCGUGGCCGUCACAGCUUGCACAAUCCCGAAGCUCGCCUGCAAGGAACAGCUUGCGCUGGAACCUGAACAGCGGUGCCUUGAAUCCCGAUGUUGGUUAUGGUUCUGAAUCGGAGGAAAACAUGUCGGAGAAUGAUAAUGAUGAUGGGUCUGAGAAGGAAGAAGAGGCUAUGUCGGAGAACGAAGAUGAUAACGUGUCUGAUACCGGAUCCGAAGUGCGCCAUCCUCCUGCCGAGGAAGAUGCUGCAGAGCACAUUCCAGAAGCGCGGCAAUCUCAUCACAUUAAACAUGACAGCCAGGAUGCGUCUCUCCCGGAAAUAAAGACGCACGGCGACACGCCUAGAGUAGACCGCGAAUCUGCGUUUGGCCGCCUUCCGGCAAUCAACACGUCUUCCGCCCAGAAAUCCCGCGCGGUGAGUGGCCACACGGAGCUGACCGAUGACAGCUUCGGUCCUGUCUAUAUCACAAAGCACAGAACGGAAGACGGUAACGUGGAAUACGCCGCCGUUGAUCUAUCCAAGUCGGAGCUGGAGAAAAUGCGGAAUCCGUCUGCCGAACAACAGCCACAACAAUCAAAUUUCGGUGAAAGCUUGCACAGCUACGGCUCAUUAGGCUCGCAGCCUAUGCCCGAAGAUCUGCCAACCGGCACUCCCGACCAGAUCACCGCCCCCGACUACGUUGGUAUGAAGCGAGGAGACUUCGCAACCGAUGAACCUUUCAAGAACCGUCCACACAGCCCGUCACCUCGGGGUCGGAAGAACUCGAAUGCGGGCAGCAACUCCAGCGGAUCAAACCCCCCAACUUUCGAAAGACCCCACAGCCGGUUGCGAUAUCAGUUUAUGCCCCGUCACUCCAGCCCUCCUCUUUCACCAAGCACUCCGGCCCGUCGUCCAAACCCUGUGUUCCUGCACCCGGAAAGGCCACAAUCUUCGAGCAGCCCACUAAAACUGUUCGGCGACCACGACACCUUCACCGCAAACAAGCUCCAGCGCCGGAUGAGCCAGUUAGAAGAUACCCUCUUCCAGGAGGAGCACGCUGCAGAGAGCAGAAGGCAAAGCGGAGGCGGCGCCGCAAGACGCAUGGAUCAUCUCGAUCAUCUUCGAUUGCCUUCCGUUGAGGAGGCCAGCUUCCAGCAACCGGGCGCUGACUAUGAAGACGAUGACGAUGAUUUCGAGUCAGACUCAGAAGAAGAGGGCGCGCGUCCAGGAUUUGGGGAAUCUGCAAGCAGCUACUUCGGUCGCGGCGACCUCGACGAUUAUCCUUUCCCGGACUCAUUUGGCAACUCCCAACAAUCAUCCCAGGAGCCUGUCUACGACGAUGAUGAUAGAUCGGGCUCUCCACCGCCUGGAUCUGCACCUCGCUUCCAGUUCAGUUUGAACGGUGGCACACCGCGACAAAGCAUCCACACCAAGCGAAAGCUCUCCAGACAUAGUGUCAAGAGCUGGACUACGACCGUUACGAACAGAGAUUCCAUUAAGAUACCCAAAUCGCCCAGAAUCGGGCUUAGAAGAGCGCUUGCUGCUCGUGGCGACCUUGAGCAAGCAGAAGGGAAGCGAGCUCCCCCUUCACCAUUCAAAAAUCCGAGCGCAAAGCGACGUCGGACCUUACUCGCCAUGGAUAUGGAAGAACGUGAGAACAUCCCGCCCUCCCGCGAAAGAAGCCGUGAGAGAUCGCGUUCUGGUUACAGGAAGCGAAGCCAGGAGACCCGCUUUGACAGACAGUUGCACUCUGGGAACCCGGACCUUCAUCCUCCUAGAAGGUUCCUUCGUCCCCGCAACCCAACGCCAAGUCAACGCAGGCGCGAGCAAAUUCAAGCCGACAUUCUCGAAGCAACGGAAGCCUAUCUGCACAACUCUCCCAAAGAGCUCCAGGUCAUCCAGGAGCACCUCGAAAGCCCUAAAUCUCGCGACCGUUCGACAUAUGCCGAGGAUGAGAGGGCAGUGGCAACCCAGAUCGCGGCUUUCUCAAUAAAGCUGCGCCAGGGCAUGAGAGACGAGGACCGUAAGAGAUCCGUCACGACACAGGAUUUUCUUGAUGAGGCUCGAUUCAUCAUGGAUCACAUUCGCGCCAAAGGCAGGCCAAACAGCGCGCUGCAAAGCCUGGCAGAAUCCGGAGGCGAAAGCCCGAUUCAUGAGAACUCCAACUACAACAUGCUUGCAGUCCCCGAUUCACCGUUGACAUUUUCAAGGCCUCCCAGUCGCGAAGGAUCCAGGAGUGGCUGGCGGAACCCUGGUACUUCCGCAGAGAACCCGCGCAUCGCAAGCCAUCUUAGAAAGUUUAGAGAAGAUGACGGUGAUGACUUCAUGGCCUCAAGUUUCCGCUCACUUAAUGUAAAGCAACUGGAGGAUAGGACCCAGGAGGAAAGCGAUUUCUUCCAAGGCCAAUCGCCCGACAUUCGCAUCUUGACCAACCAUCUCACGCAGCGCCGCCGGGAAAGGGGACAGUCGAAUGCCACACGACCUGACUCGAGGGAGUCUGCUGGUCAUGGCGAUUCUGCUCAGUCACGUCCUUCGACAAUGGAGUCGUCGUUUGGUAAGACCAACCUGACCACUUUCUCUCGUCGGUCUGACAAUGUAGCCACGCUCCCUCCCGAAGCUGUUGCGCAUCUCAUCCCGCAAGAGAUCGCUGGUAUGAGCUUUGACCGCGAUAAAGGCAUCUGGAUCAAGAGUCGGAGUGCUGGGGGGCUAUCGACUACAAUGGAUGUCAGCCACAUGACUAGUGAGGAAGACCCGCUUAGGAACAUUCCUGACUUGACUGUCGACGAAGUCAAGGAGCGGAGACGUAUGAGGCGGACUCCGCCCCAUUCCGAUGAUCUCCAACACCCCCGGGACGAAGAUGAUGUCUUCUUCGAUGACUUUGCUGAACCAACUAGCUCCCACAAGCCAGCUGAACCUUCUUCGGAUCAAACUAGGCCAAGGACGCGCGAAGGAGCUGAAAUUCCGCCUUCAGAUACAAACAGCGUCCCCUCCAAGUUCUCGAGCCACUUCUCUUCAAGCGUAACUCAGGCUGAGACUCGCGCAACCUCCAUGAGCGACAGACACGCGAACUACAUCCCCAAGCACAUUCGCCGGGAGGAAACGAUUCCGGAAAUUUCGUCUCCUCAUCUCGACGAAGACUACGACCACGACUUCAAGUCUUUCGAUGACGAUGCUCCGCCCAAGCCUAGCAAUUUCUCUUUCCAUUCGAACAGAAACGAGCAUGAUGAUGGUGAAGAAUCCCCCAGGAUGGAUUCUCCUGGUCCGAACGCACUCUCUCGGCUUGGUGCCUUUGAUGAUGAAGCCCAUGAUAUGCCUACGCCUCUGAAGAAUGACUUCAUCACGCCCAGGUCCAAGUUCAACGGAUAUCGCCGAGCCACGAAGCAAACAGUUACUGAUUUCAGCCCAUCACCAUCUCCCGCCCGCGACAACGAGAUGUCAAUGGUCAAGCACCCUGACUCUGAGCAGCGAAGGAUGAGAUUCCAAGUCAGCGUCUCCCGUCAGGGCCGUUCUCCGGCAAUUGCUACUCAAUCUCCCGCCAACCCGUACAGCAACAACCCUGUUGGUUUUGCCGACGUGACAUUUGUGCUGAGCGAGCUUCCUCCCUUCACAAUCAGCGGAGAGGAUGAGCAUGAACUGCCCAAUCGUACGCUUGUGAAGCGCAAUGGCACCGAAACAGUCAAUGUCCUUGAGGACAGGUACGCGCAGGGUACGAUGGAGUUGAUCAAAGCACUUCAGGACAAUGAGCCGGAAGAACCUUUCUGGGAGGACCUCCGUCGCCUUGACUUGCAGCAAAAGGAUCUACCAACCCUGAACCGUCUGGAUGAGCUCUGCUAUCGCAUUGAAGCUUUGGAUGUUUCGAACAACCACAUUGCUCAGCUGGCCGGUGCACCAACUACUCUCAGGCGACUGAACAUCAGCAACAACUGUUUGAAUAGCCUCACGAGUUGGAGCCAUCUCACCAACCUUCAGUACCUGAACGUGUCCGGAAACGCCAUUGACAGCCUCAAGGGUUUCUCAAUGCUGAUUCACCUGAGAGAGCUGAAGGCCGAUGAGAAUGAGAUCGAUAGCCUCGACGGAAUAAUGGAACUGGACGGUCUGCUCAAGUUGAGCGUGAAGGGCAACAAGAUCAAAAAGGUCGACUUUCAGGGUGCCUAUCUUGAGCGUCUGACCGAGCUGGACUUGUCGGACAACGAGAUCAACAGUGUCCGUUCUCUUGACACCCUGAAGUCUCUGGAGACUCUCAAUCUGGAUGACAACGAGCUCUCUACAUUUUCUUCUGAGCGUGUAUCGAAGGUCAAGCGUCUGAGCCUUAACCGCAACAGCUUGACGAAGCUCGACGCAUCGUUCUUCCCGCUUCUGGAGACCCUGGCAGCCGACUCGAACAGCCUCUCCUCAAUCUCCGGCAUCGCCAGGCUCAAACACCUCCGCGUCCUCUCCGCCCGCGACCAGCACCCCGCGUCCGGCGACUUCGACACGGCAAGCUUCCUAGCCAACACCGACAUCUCGGAGCUCUACCUCUCCUCCAACACCAUCCCGACCAUCUCCUUCCCCGCCGACGAAGCCACCGGCACCCAGACGCCCUUCCUCAACCUCCAGCGCCUCGAACUCGCGUCGUGCGGCCUGCACACGCUGCCCGACAAGUUCGGCGCCGCGGCGCCCAACAUCCGCAGCCUCAACCUCAACUUCAACGCGCUCAAGGACCUGCGGCCCUUGCUCAACAGCAAGAAGCUGGCCCGCCUCGACCUCGCGGGCAACCGCCUCAGCCGCCUGCGCCGCAACGUGCUCGUGCUCGGCAAGGUCAAGAGCCUGCGCCGCGUCGACCUGCGCAACAACGCUUUCAACGUCGGCUUCUACCCGCCGCCCUCGGCCGACCGCCGCGUUUCCCGCGCUGGGGUGGAUGACGAUUGUGAUGCUAGUACGCUUCCGGUGGAGAAUUCCCUUCUCGAGCAGGAAAACGAGCAGCAAAGGCAGCCGCAGCACCUGGUUCUGCCGUCGGCAGAUGAGGAUCGCGAUCGUGCCUACCUUUCGCGGUUGGAUGCGGAUACGAAGUUGCGCAGGCGCGUGUACGAGAUGCUCGUUGCGAGCGCGUGUAAGGGGGUUAAGUCGCUUGAUGGGCUGGCGUUUAGGCGGGAGGAGUGUAUGCGGAGGGAUGAGGUGUGGGAGCGGUUGGUUAAGUUGGGGGUGGUGAGGAAGAAGGGGGGGAGUGGUGGUGCUGCUGGUGUGGUGGAAGUGGGAGGGGAGAGUUUGGUGAUGGAGGAGAAGAAGGUCCUAGAGAAGGAGGGUUUGGGGCCGAGGAAGAAGGGGGGGUUUAGUGUUGGGGUGAGGGAGGUGGGACGGGUGUGA